AGAAGAGGAAGAAGGUCGAAGAUGGUUUGCCUUUGAGUCUCACGAUCCAAGGAAGAAAAAAUUGAAAACAAUUAAUGGCUACUGUCAAAGCAGAGGUUUGCCGUCUUCAUUUGGUUGCACAAUACAUUGACACAACAUUAUACGGAUCGUAUUAAGUUUUUAUUGCGUUUUCAGUUGCCUUCUUGACCAAUUUGUCAUAAAUACUAUUUCUUUUAACCUGUAGUUUUCACAACCAUUUGGUCAAAUUCCACGUUGCUUGAUUUAAAAUCUUUCAAGCAUAAAAUAAUUUGCCAUGGAAGACGACAAUUCUGGUGGAGAAAUGAACUUUCGGGUUAGAGUUUCCAAGAAUUCUUUUCAUACUUGGCAGAUCAACAGCAAAGCUCUAUGGUCCAAGGUAGUCUUUUGUUAAAGUAUUCUUAAAAGUUCAAUAUUUGUGUUCCCGACUGCUAAGAAUCAAAAAUGUGCUAGUCCGGGAAUAAAGUUGCUAUUUUUUCGUUACCGUGCUAAGGAGUUCGUCUUUGUUUUGUGAACCUUUGUCAUUGAAAUAUAUGGAAAGCUACUGA
Messenger RNA from Rubroshorea leprosula, 563 nucleotides. NCBI's taxonomy places the organism in Eukaryota, Viridiplantae, Streptophyta, Magnoliopsida, Malvales, Dipterocarpaceae. The record is from the annotation of a GenBank genome assembly.